Molecule: messenger RNA, 336 nt
Organism: Homalodisca vitripennis (glassy-winged sharpshooter)
Lineage: Eukaryota; Metazoa; Arthropoda; Insecta; Hemiptera; Cicadellidae
Product: zinc metalloproteinase nas-6-like
Exons: 3
Coding region: 1-336 (111 amino acids)
Biological process (GO): proteolysis
Molecular function (GO): metalloendopeptidase activity
Source: RefSeq, a predicted model, not a curated record
AUGGCCACUACUGCGCAGAUACCAGUUAAGGGGUUGGUGUGUCCAGACCAGCAGAACUUGUUCUACCCUGAGCUGCUGUCACGGCAGUACCAAGGGGACAUCCUGAUGCCGGCCCACGACGAUUCCCGGAAUGCCAUCACUCUCGAUAACUACAAGUGGCCCAAAGGAAUCGUUCCUUAUGAGUUCAACUCAACGUUUGAUGAUCCAGAAGAGCAGAAGACGGUCCGCAAAGCCAUGGACGCCAUAGAGAGUAAAACCUGUAUAAAAUUUGUGACGCGAGAAAGUCAAGCGGAAUACAUCAGCAUCAACCGAGAAAAGGUAAUCAAAUAUACUUAA